CUGUCUGAUCUGGAAGUGACAGACAGUGAAGAGGAGGAGGGUGAGUCAAGGCUGCCGAUGAACGAGCAACAAGUGUGUUAGAGCGAAACUGUUAAUUAGAUAAAACUACAGUUCAAACUACGUCUGUUUGGAUUAAAACUGACACCUAUUAACGAGCUUGGAGUUGGAUAUAGCGGUUUAAAAGGGUACGUGGACGGUUGAGACACGGAGCUGAUGGUAUCAUGGCCGCCAUGUUUACUGAGUUACCCUCCUAGACUUCUCAUUAUCUCAGCAUAACAUAACCAACACACUCGUGGAGCUACUUAAACACACACUUGUUGCGCCACGUGUGGGAGGGAUGACAACCUCCCAUCUGAAUGGUCAUGUUGCCGGGGAGGGAGGAGAUGAAGAGCUGAGGGGAGGACAGCAUCACCGGGAAAUGGCCGUUGACUGUCCAGGAGAACUCGGCAGUCGGACGUUGCCUGUCCGACGAUCGGCCCAGCUGGAGAGGAUAAGACAACACCAGGAGGACCUUCGGCGUCGUAGAGAGGAAGAAGGUCGGCAACUGGAUUUAAACGCCUCGCUGAGACUCAGGAAGCUCUCCCAGCAUCCCCACAUCGGGAUCGACAACCCCACAUUCCUUCAAGACACACACGUACCACGGCAGCUGUCGCUUGGCAGCCAGCACACGCAUGCACUGCUGGAGUUGGAGGAGUUGCUGCUGUCGCUGAAGCAGGUUCAAGGCUUCCUGCCUGACCAGCAGAGCCAGAAUGACGUAGAGCUGGUCCUCGCACUACUGAGCAAGUCUGACUUCCAGUCAGCUCUGAAGAUCCAUAAUGCCGUGGCCUCCAGCAUGCACCAACCCUCUCCGCCAUAUCCACACACACAGCAGGCGCUCCCGCUGGCCAUGGAGGUCAGAAAUGUCACACAGUCAUGUCAAAGUAAAGAAGGACUUGAACUCAGCAGCUUGCUGUCGGACACACACAUCCAGUCGUUGCUCUUGGCCCACGACAGCAUAGCGGAGAGGGAAAUGCAGCCGGAGUCGCUGCCUGCCCAAGGAGAAACCCUGACCCAGUGGGGAGGAGAGACCGUCAAGAUAGUUCGCAUAGAGAAGGCCCGAGACGUUCCUCUGGGAGCGACUGUUCGUAAUGAAAUGGACAACGUUGUGGUCAGUCGCAUCGUUCGUGGGGGAGCAGCCGAACGCAGUGGACUUCUCUCAGAAGGAGAUGAAAUAUUAGAGAUCAACGGCAUCGAGAUCAGAGGGAAAGACGUCAACCAAGUCUUUGACAUUCUUGCCGACAUGCACGGCCUCCUGACCUUCGUCUUAAUACCCAGCUCUCAGAGCAAGCCUCCUUCUGUCAAAGAAACGGUGGUCCAUGUGAAGGCACAUUUUGACUAUGACCCCUCUGAUGACCCGUACGUGCCGUGCAGAGAGCUGGGCCUAUCUUUCCAGAAAGGAGAUAUUCUCCAUGUUAUCAGCCAGUCAGACCCCAACUGGUGGCAGGCGUACAGGGACGGAGAUGAGGAUAACCAGCCGCUGGCUGGACUGGUCCCAGGGAAGAGUUUCCAGCAGCAGAGAGAAGCCAUGAAACAAACCAUAGAAGAAGACAAAGAACCUGAGAAGUCAGGGAAGCUGUGGUGCGCAAAGAAGAACAAGAGGAAGCGAAAGAAGAUGCUGUACAACGCCCACAGGAAUGAUGAUCUCGAUGAUGAAAUCCUGACUUAUGAGGAGAUGGCCCUGUAUCACCAGCCAGCCAAUAGGAAGCGUCCAAUUGCGCUGAUUGGUCCAAACAGCUGCGGGCAGGCGGAGCUGAGACAGAGACUUCUCAACAACCAUCCGGAUCGGUUUGCCGGAGCCGUACCUCACACCACACGGAGUCGUCGAGAAGGUGAGCAGAGUGGCCGGGACUACCACUUCGUUUCCCGUCAGACCUUCGAGGCCGAGAUGGCAGCCGGGAAGCUGAUCGAGUCCGGGGACUUUGAGAAGAACCUGUAUGGGACCAGCACAGACUCUGUGAGGCAGGUCAUCAACGCUGGAAAAAUCUGUGUGCUCUGUCUGCACACGCAGGCUCUGAAGGUGCUGAGGAGUUCGGACCUGAAGCCUUACAUCAUCUUCAUCGCGCCGCCUUCCCAGGAACGACUCCGAGCUCUGCUGGCUAAAGACAACAAGAACCCCAAGCCUGAGGAGCUAAGGGACAUCAUAGAGAAAGCCCGAGAGAUGGAGCAGAGCUGCGGCCACCUGUUCGACUCCAUCAUCGUCAACACGGAUCAGGACAAAGCUUUCAGCGAGCUGCUACGACUCAUCAACAAGCUGGACACGGAGCCGCAGUGGGUGCCCAGCUCCUGGCUGCGCUAGCAAGCGCACACGCAGAAACACGCAGAAAACCUGGCCUGGCGUGGUCCGGCUGGUGGACGUAUCAGAGCUGAUGUCACCAUGACUCGACUAAAAAUCCAACUCCUGACCACAAAAUCAGAUUUAUGGUCAAAUAAGUCAAUUUUGUGAGGAAACAUCAGAAUCUUAGAAGAUCGAGUGAUUCACGGAACCAAAUAAGCCAAAACUUUACAAGUUAAUGUCAAAUUCUAAAUAAAUGUGAAUUUUAUGAAGGAAAAUCAUCAUUUGUAAAAUCAAAAAUUCAUCAAAGUGCAAAUCAGAAUAAAAUGAGAUGAAGCUAAAAUUGUACUAAACAAAGUUAAAAGAAGAAAUUUCAAUUAGGAGGCAAAUAAUUGUGAUGAAUUUGUUAUUUUAGAGGAUUAAAUCGAUCACGUUUCAAACAUCUUACCAGCAGAAAUAAUAUUUUUACACAUCUAAACACUGAACAAAAACAGCCCUGGUGACGAGACUUUUUUCUUUCCGACUGUUUCCGGUCUGAAACAUUCUGCUUAACGUGGGUCAUCGCCGUCGUUUCGGCUCCAAAACUCUAAAUCUCUUCAUCCACGUGCCCUCAGUUCAGCUGUAAAAGCUGGCCGACUGUUUUUAGGCCUUUUGGAAAGCGUUAAAGUAAAUAUGUGGUCAUUUAAAUAUGAGAUGAAAUUAUAUUUAUAGAAAACAACUGCAGUGUGUGAUGUGAGCACCCAAAACCUAAAACUAGAUUGUUUCCUCAAAACAUUCCCUUAAAUCUUCGUUUAACUCGGAGUAAAACCGUCUGUUUUUACGUCGUUUAAAGGGUCUUCUAACCGGCCGUGUGUCCGUCUGCUGCAUGCAGUCGUAAACUGGGACCGACAUUUAUCUCAUGUUCGCUCAUCUCACACAACUCUGACUUUAACGCAGAUACAAACUUCAACUGCAGAUUUUGUGGCUUAAUCCUCCGCGAACCGGGAACGCCAGACCUGAUGUCUGCUGAGUUUUUACCUGGUGGCUCAGGUGACGGGAUGAAAGAUCCCGUUUUCCUUGUGUUCCACCCGGAGCUGGGAAUGAUGUCCCAUCCGUGUUAGACAUGUUUCAUUUGCAUGUGUGUCCCUUAUUAACAACACCGGAGUCAUAAAUCCGAAUUUGGGGGCGAUCCAUUUGACCUUUUCUUUAGGAUAACUGUCCCAAACCAGUCUUCCACCAGGUUCUGGUUCCUGUUCAGCUUCAGAACCUUCGAAGAACCAGUUUUUUGUUCCUCCGCUGAAGCAGGAUCCUGAUUUCUCCGCAGUGAUCAGUAGUUUUAUCCUGAUGUGUCAUUAUUGUGAUUAUAUACACAUCUGGGAUCCACCAGGCUGAGGAUCCCGUAUGUAUAACCAGGAAAACGAUAUGUGAGGAUCCCUCAGAGGGUCCUCGAGGCUCGGUGUCCUGCAGGUUUUAGAAGUUUCUCUGCUGCAACACACUUGAUUCGGACUGACUUGUGCAGAGCUUGAAGAUUUGAGUCAGGUGUUUUUGCAGCAGGGAAAGUUGUAAAACCUGCUGGACCCCGGUCCUCCAGGACCAGGACUGAGGAUCCCUGAUAUAGAAAAUAUUAUCAGAUUAGUUCCACUAUUUAUUUAUUUAUUUCUUAUUUUGCCUUCUAUUUUUUGUGAUUGAAUUGGGCUCAAAAUCAGCAGAAAUGAUCUUAAAAACUUUCCAACAAACCAUCAGCGUCUGUUAAAGUUUGGAUUUUACCAGCUGACAUGAAAUCAGGAUAAAAACUUGCAGAUUUUACUGAAGAUAAAAUCCCAGCUACUGGUUGAUGGUAACGGCGCUGGUUUCGGUAACCAAACAUCAGUCAGUGUUUGUGAACGCCGCCAUGUUGAAUCUUUACCCCACAGAUUAGGCCCGUCAGGUUUCUGUUAGAGGGAAACCAGACCAGCGCUCUCCAUGUUUCACUUCAAUGAAACAUCAGCCGUCUUAACUUCACCUCCGCUGGGUUUAAUAAACAGCUCGGUUCAUUAAAACUAUGGUAUGACCACCAGCUGACCGCCACACAGCCCAGACCAGCUGAUCUAGACCAGUCUGUUUCCAUUUGGUGAAAUUUCCAUAGAACCAGAACUGGAACCAAACGGUUCCAGAUGAUGGACCUGGAUCACAGAGAUCUCUUUUCUUUUGAUUCUUUUGUUUGUUUUUUAUUCUGUGAUCAUCUCAAACAUUGUGAUUAUAUUUAAAUCCGGUGCAGAGAAUCGGUGUAAACGUUUGAUUUGGAAUCGGAGAGAAAAGAAGAACAGACGUGGAAAUAAUCCACAAACACUGAGACACUGGUCCUGCUUUGAAGAACGCACAUCGUAUACGUUUCACAUCACCACAGUGCAUUAGCUGCUGACUUCUUCCUCCUGUACGGGCCCCACUGGACCCUGACUGGACCGGACCUGACCUGACCCGACCAGACCGGACCGGACCCUGACUGACCCCGACUGACCCCGACUGACCGACCCUUCUGUUAGGACCCAAAUAAAACACUAAAAGGAAGGACGCAGCACUUGUUUCUGACCCCACCUGUGACCUCUGAGCCCUGCAGGCUGAAGAACGGCUGUAGUUUUUGUCGUCGCGUUCGUGCACGUUGCCGAACUCACUGAAUAUUUAGUGUGUGAGUGUGUGAACGUGUGUGUGCGCCACCGUCUUUGAAGACGGAGAAGUAUUAUAAUGAGCUGAAGUAGACCGGACACCUUAUCACUGUCACCACUGUGUAGAGCCUUUAUAUAUUUGUAAUGUUGAACAUAGAUUUAUGAAGUUCAGAAAGCACCAAUAGGAUCACAGCUUUCACUCCUGUAACCUCCCUGCUAUUGGUCCAGGAGCACAAAGGAGGCGGGGCUAAAGUGGAAUUAACUGUAUUGAAUGUAAAGUUCAUUGAAACCACUUCUGACGUCACUUCUUGAGACAAACUGCCUUUUUUUUUUUCUUUUGAUAUUCACAAUGAAUA
This is a messenger RNA of Melanotaenia boesemani (Boeseman's rainbowfish), 5288 nucleotides long. It is a transcript of the gene pals1a, whose product is annotated as protein associated with LIN7 1, MAGUK family member a. Lineage: Eukaryota; Metazoa; Chordata; Actinopteri; Atheriniformes; Melanotaeniidae. Gene Ontology annotation, molecular function: protein binding. Gene Ontology annotation, biological process: generation of neurons; establishment or maintenance of epithelial cell apical/basal polarity; protein localization to plasma membrane. Bases 338 to 2335 code for a protein of 665 amino acids. The transcript is spliced from 17 exons. Gene Ontology annotation, cellular component: plasma membrane; adherens junction. The record is from RefSeq and is a predicted model, not a curated record.